GGUAAACAUUGCGAAGAAGAAGACGUAGCACUUCCGCGUUGUCACAGUUUCCCUCAACUAGCUCAGCAGCGCGCGGUCCUGACGCAAAAUGUCAAAACUUAAAGACAAAAGACGAGAGAAAACCAGCGUCGCCAGUGAGAUCGAUCGAUUGGAGGAGAGGCGAACGCGUUGCCAUGACAACCUGGAGAGGGCGGAGUUCAAGAGUAGGAAGGAGCAGCUCUCUGAGAGGGAGAGGCUCCUGAUUGAGCCGUCUGUCUCCGUCUCAUCUUUUCUCCUCCACAGGCAGGAGCUGGAAGAUGAAAUGGGGAUCAUGAAUGAAAGGGUGCAGAAACUAGACAAGGAGCUGAAGACAUUACGAGGAGAGAAUCGGAGGAACAUGGUGCUGUCGGUUGCUCUGCUGGCCAUCAGUGCUCUGGUCUACUACAUGUUUGUCUACAUGGAAGAGGACUCGUGAUAUCAAACAGCUUCUCAGAGGGACCCACUGCUCUCUCUCUAGAGCGAUGAUGAUAAAAAGAGGGAAAAAGUGCAUGGAUGCAAUACCUCAGUUCUACCUGCAGGUGGCGUCAUUAAAUUGUUUCUUUUUCAUCUGGACAUCAAACUUUUUUCAUCAUCAGGCCACAGCUUUCUCUGCAGGGACGCUGGGGAUGUAUAAACACUGAAUACUCAUCUGUAUGGAUUCCUCCCGAUGAUAUUUAGGUGAACUGAAAUAGCAUUUUGGUCCUUUCCGCAGCGAAACUGAUAUAUUAAUACUGUAUUUUACAAAACGUGUUUAUGACACCCGUGCCAAUCAAGACUGCCUUUUAACGACAUAAAUACAUAAUAGUGCAUGAGCCACAUAAUCCGCUUAUAUCAGAUGUCGGACAGAUCGAUGGAUGGAGAUGCUGCAAUUGUUUUUCUUUGUAAAUGUGAUCAGGAUGUUGAAGGAUUCACAAAGGACCUGAAGAAUGUAUUGUUUUCAUGACAGCCCAAUGCAAACCAUUCACAGAUAAGAAGAACUCAAAGAUGCCAAAGAUGUUUGUGAAUGUUGUUUCACCAGUUACUUGAUCAUGAAUAAAAAUGAAAGGCUUUACAUUCA
This is a messenger RNA of Pleuronectes platessa (European plaice), 1075 nucleotides long. It is a transcript of the gene ccdc167, whose product is annotated as coiled-coil domain containing 167. NCBI's taxonomy places the organism in Eukaryota, Metazoa, Chordata, Actinopteri, Pleuronectiformes, Pleuronectidae. Bases 89 to 454 code for a protein of 121 amino acids. The transcript has 4 exons. The record is from RefSeq and is a predicted model, not a curated record.